This is a messenger RNA of Chaetomium strumarium, 2292 nucleotides long. RefSeq lists its product as uncharacterized. The record is from RefSeq and is a predicted model, not a curated record. Lineage: Eukaryota; Fungi; Ascomycota; Sordariomycetes; Sordariales; Chaetomiaceae. The coding region runs from base 1 to 2292 and encodes 763 amino acids. The transcript has 4 exons.
AUGACUAUUCCGGCCGAAAGCGGGAAGACUCCAAGGCAAACAGUAUUAACCCCCCAUCGCGAAGCCAAAAGGCGGAAACGCGAUGAGAACGGCCGCGAGAAACAACAACACCAGGAGGAGUAUAGAGGCUCCCAUCAGCACAGCACCGGUCGGACAUCAAGCCAAGAUCCCUUUGGAAGUACCCAACGAGAGCCCCGCCGGCAAGCCCGUCAAGAGACCCAUCUGGAGCCGCCUCCCGCAGUUCGUCCACAACUACGCCAGGAGCACCGUCAGGAAAUCCAGCGGGAAAUCCAGCGGGAAAUCCAGCGGGAAAUCCAGCAGGGCCCCAACACCAACAGACCCAGCUUCAACGAGUACAGUUCAACCACAGCAGCCGAGAGGGCAAGGAGAAGGGUCGAGGAACUCAAAGCCAAACUUACCGGCGCCCGCGGUCUCACAGCAGCUGGCCGUCGCCCGGCAGUUGCUACUCCUGAGGACGACGCGGCCUUGUUCCAGAAGAUCGCAUCCAAGCAGCCCGUCAAAAGAACAACCCAGGUCAUAUCCAGCUUGCCGAACAGCAACAGGCAGCCGACUUCAUCUAAUUUCCCUGGAGCAAGGCACAAUGUCCAACCCCCAUCAUCCAGCCAGCCGGCCGGGACCCGACCAUGUCUACCUCCACCGCCGGCCGGCAACCACCGAGUCGCGCAACUGACCCAGUCUCGGAUCCUCAACAUGCAACCCGAACGUCGCAUGGAAAUCCUCCCGUCGGCCCAAGCCCACAGCGCCCACAUCCCCCACCGCAUCCGCCGCCAGCCACGCAGUCCCGACCGGGAACCAGGAACCCAACUUGUCUCGCAACCAGCCAUCCACAAAGAGCGCCAGCGCGAGACGGUGCCAAUCCUCAAAGCCCUCAGCCCAGACCGCACGGUGAUCCAAUACGCAGUCUACCGUACCCGUCCUUUUACGCCUCGCACUACCGCCGCCGCGACCGCCACCACCACCACCCGCGACCUACGAAACCAACGGGGAGGCAGCGAGCGGGCCAUCCGCUGCAGCGCACACCUCUCUCCAGCACAGGCCAACGCGGACGCGGCAAGACGACAGGACGCCUUGCGCAAGGGCGUGGUCAGCAAAGCCUGGCGGAUGGUCCCCUCCUCGUCCUCUCAUUCCUCGAUACCGCCGUCGUCGUCAUCAUCAUCAUCGUCAUCGUCAUCCACGACAACUGCUGCUGCUGAAGAUCAUCAAAUGCUACGGUUGUACGAGGGGUGCGUCUGGUUCGAGAGAGGGGAGGUGCAGUUCUUCUGGGUCGGCGAGGAGGCGCACGAGCUGCGCACGCUCGUGUCGUCGGCUUCUGGCAGUGGUAACGCGGUUGAGCAGAGUCGUGGUGGUGGUGGUGGUGGCCGGGAUGAUGCCGGGCUGGAUUUGGUGGCGAGGAUGGGCAGUUGGUGUAACGCGAGGGUCGAUAAGGCUCCCGUGGCGAUCUACAGGCGGAAGAGGUUUGAUGUGUGGUCGAUGAUCUACUAUGGGAAGGAGGUGAAGAAACGGACGGGUGGCGCGGGGCCGAGGAUUGUCUUCGAGUGUGGGGGAGAUGGGGAUGGUGUUGCGGGAGAGGAGGAGAACGGGGCAGAGGAUGGGGACAGAGGAUGGGGACAGAGUCUCGAGCAAGAACCCGCACAGGCCAACGAAAACGAAACAGAGGGAGGGGCAGAGACAGAGCAAGAGCAAGAGCAAGAGGCCGGAGAGGCUGACGGCAGGACAGAUAACGGCCGCACCAGCCCCAGCCCCAGCCCCAGCCCCAGCCCUGCCCUCCGAACUCGAGCCUCAUCUGCUGCGACCGUCAACUUCUCCUCGCACAUGAGCCUCCUAGACCUCGCCAACCGGGCGGCGCUGUCCACCUUCCUGGAGCUCGCCAAACCCAAGAACAGCAGGAUCGAGGACCAUCACCACUACAAGUACAAGGUCAAGCCCGGCGUCCGUGAGGCUUUCGAGGAGCGUGGCUACGGCGAGAGCAACUGCACGACGCCGGCCAUAAUCGAGUGGGAUGCGCCGAUGGGAGGGGUGCACCGGUGGGAAUUCCUGCGGCUUGUGGUGCAGGUCGUGGAGAGCGAGCUGAAGGGGCCGGUGGAUCUCGGGGACAUGGUGGUCGAAGGGGCUGAGGCCAACGCCAGCGCCGGUGGAAUCAUAAGCGGCAUGGGAAACACGGAAGUAACGGGCGACAAACCGACGCGACCCGUGCCGAGGACGGGGCCGGUUGCUGCACUGCCGAGUCCCGUGGAGGAGGGCGACGUAGUAGUUAGCGAGGAGGAGGAGUGA